Molecule: messenger RNA, 549 nt
Organism: Lizanozyma spartinae
Lineage: Eukaryota; Fungi; Ascomycota; Pichiomycetes; Serinales; Debaryomycetaceae
Gene: PHO88
Product: Pho88p
Exons: 1
Coding region: 1-549 (182 amino acids)
Biological process (GO): protein targeting to ER
Cellular component (GO): endoplasmic reticulum; mitochondrion
Source: RefSeq, a predicted model, not a curated record
AUGCUUGGCAUGAUGCAACUCGCUAAGAAGAUUGACUUUGAGAACCCGGACGUUUUGUUUUGGGUCAGAGUUGGGUACUUGGGAUGUCAAGCAGUAGCAUUGGCAAUCUAUUUUAUCACCAAAGCUAAGAUCAACUCUAAGAACGAUUUGACUACUUUGAAGUAUGUUGAACCUGCUAAUCCUAUGAGUGGAGAAUCCGAACCCAAGGCUGUUGUUACUACUGUUAAGGAAUAUGAUUUGAAACAAGUUGAUGCUGCUUUAAAAGGUGUUUUCCAAGGUUUGGCUAUGAUGGGAUUCAUGCAUUUGUAUAUGAAAUAUACCAACCCACUUUUCAUGCAAACCAUUUCUACUGUUAAGGGAGCUUUAGAAACCGACAUUGUUAAGAUUCAUCUUUUCGGUGUUCCAGCCUCUGGAGACUUGAAGAGACCUUUCAAGGCUGCUCCUAACUUGUUGCAACAAUUAACUGGUGCUGGUGCCGGUGUCAAGACCGAUAAGGCUUCUAUUGAUGCUGCUGAAGUCAGUGGUGCUGGUGGUGUCAAGGAAGAUUAA